UGCAAAAGCGAAAAAUAAAAUAAAAAAGAAGGCUUCGCAACGGCAAGGCCAGUCUGCGGCCCCAAGGAAGCCGUUGGUGCUUUCCGAUCUCAGAAAUCGAGAUCCAUAAUCUCGCCUGUUUGGACUCCAUGUUUCUCUUAAAACCUAGUUUCAGUUCUUUGGUUUCUUGUUUGAUCUUCAAAAUCUGUCUCCACUGAACUCGUUUUCUAUGUUAAUUUCCUCGACAUUUUCUUCUUCUUCGUCUCUUCUCCCGUUUAGUUUGUUCCAUUCUUCAGUUUAAAUGGCAAGGAACUACGUGAGAGAGAAUGUGCCGUUAUCGCGGUUCGGCGUUUUGGUUGCGCAAUUGGAGUCGAUAGUCGCCUCCGCAUCGCAGCAAUCCCCCGAUCCUCUUCUCUGCUUCGAUCUCCUAUCCGAUCUUAUUUCCGCCAUUGAUGAAGAGCCCAAGGAAUCUAUUUUGUUGUGGCAAAGGAAAUGUGAGGAUGCCUUAUAUUCUCUAAUUACUCUUGGUGCUCGGCGUCCUAUACGUCAUUUGGCCUCAUUAGCAAUGGCAAGGAUAAUAUCAAAGGGAGAUAGCAUUUCCAUUUACUCUAGAGUGAGCAGUCUCCAAGGGUUCCUUUCUGAUGGAAAGCGGAGUGAUCCUCAGAGAGUUGCCGAAAAUAAUCAAUGUGCUCCCAUAAACAGACUGCCAAGGAUGGUUCUUGAAGUUUCAAAGAAGAUGCUCACAGAACCUAGCAGGAACCUUGUGGCUGCUCUUGUGGAACAAGAAGCUGGGUGGUUAUUACUAUCAUCACUAUUAAGUUCUAUGCUUAAAGAGGAACUUGAAGAUCAGGUUUUUGAUAUUCUUGGAUUGUGGGCUGAUGUUUUUACUGGAAACCCAGAACAUGUAAUUAAGCAGUGCAAGGACUUAAUAUCUACCAUAUGUGUGUGGUCUGCUGCAGUUCAUGCACUUACAGAAUUUGUACGGCGUUUUGUCUCUUCCGACGUUGUGAACAAUGGCAUCUUACUGCAACCAGUUAUUGUAUACCUAAAUAGGGCUUUAUCUUAUGUAUCAGUUAUAGCAGCCAAACAACCACCAAAUAUCAAGUCUGCAGUGGACAUAUUCAUCAUCAGAAUAUUAAUUGCUUAUCAAUCACUCCCAGAUCCUAUGGCAUACAAGAGUGACCAUCCUCAGAUUAUUCAAUUAUGCACAACACCAUACAGGGAUGCCUCUGGAUGUGAGGAGAGCUCCUGUUUAAGGUUGCUAUUGGACAAAAGGGAUGUGUGGUUAGGCCCUUGGACUCCUGGAAGGGACUGGUUUGAAGAUGAACUUAGAGCUUUUCAGGGUGGUAAAGAUGGUCUCAUGCCUUGUGUUUGGGAGAAUGAGCUUUCUAGUUUUCCUUUGCCGGAGACAGUAAACAAGACAUUGGUGAAUCAGAUGCUCCUUUGCUUUGGUGUUAUGUUCGCUUCCCAAGAUAAUGGUGAAAUGCUCUCACUUCUUGGAGUUAUUGAGCACUGUCUUAAAGCUGGGAAAAAGCAACUGUGGCAUCCAGCAAGUAUGACUAACAUCUGUGUUGGGUUACUAGCUGGAUUGAAGGCUUUGCUUGCUCUACGUCGUCAACCAUUAGGGAUAGAGUUACUAAAUUCAGCACAAGCUAUUUUUCAGGGUAUUCUGGCAGAGGGAGACAUUUGUGCAUCACAACGUAGGGCAUCAUCAGAGGGUCUUGGUCUUUUAGCUCGCCUUGGAAGUGAUAUUUUUACGGCUCGAAUGAGUAGAUUGUUGCUCGCUGAUCUGAAUGGAAUAACAGAUUCAAGCUAUGCUGGAUCAAUCACUUUUGCCCUUGGCUGCAUCCACCGAAGUGCAGGAGGAAUGGCAUUGUCAAGUUUAGUGCCUGCUACUGUUAAUUCAAUCUCUUUGCUGGCUAAAACUUCAAUUGCUGGGUUACAAAUUUGGUCUUUGCAUGGACUUCUUUUGACCGUCGAAUCAGCUGGCUUGUCCUUUGUAUCUCAUGUCCAGGCAACACUUGGUCUUGCCAUGGACAUUCUAUUGUCUGAGGAAAGCGGAUGGGUUGAUCUUCAGCAAGGAGUAGGGCGCCUGAUUGGAAAUUUGGUCCGCACAACUAUAAGAAGGUUACUCUAUGCAUCAUGUCCAUCAUACCCAUCUCGUUGGCGAUUAAUAUGUCGUAACAUGAUUCUCGCUACAUCAUCCAGAAGAACUGAAGGUGAUAACAUCACAGAAAAUGAUUCUCUGAAUGGUACAGAGGGUGACACAAGGUUUCAUUAUGGAGAAGAUGAUGACAAUAUGGUUUCUAGCUCUAGAGGCACAAAAAUUCAUGUUUAUCGUGACAAAAAUAAGCAUCUCAGAUACCGAACAAAAGUUUUUGCCGCUGAGUGCUUGAGUCUUCUACCAGAAGCUGUGGGGACGAAUCCUGCUCAUUUUGAUCUGUCCUUAGCAAGGGAAAAACCUGUUGAUAAACAGAAUUCUGGUGAUUGGUUGGUGCUCCGGCUACAAGAGUUAAUAUCACUUGCUUAUGAGAUAAGCACUAUUCAGUUUGCAAACAUGCGGCCAAUUGGUGUGGGACUACUGAGUACCAUUAUCGACAAGUUUGAAACAAUACCUGACCCCGAGCUUCCAGGACACCUUCUUCUGGAACAGUAUCAGGCCCAACUCUUAUCUGCAGUUCGUACUGCAUUGGACACUUCCUCCGGUCCUGUUCUUUUGGAGGCAGGCUUGCAGCUGGCUACUAAGAUAAUGACCAGUGGAAUGAUUAGUGGAGAUCAAAAUGCAGUUAAACGCAUAUUUUCAUUAAUUUCUCGCCCCUUGACUGAUUUCAAGGAUCUAUAUUAUCCUUCAUUUGCAGAAUGGGUCUCAUGCAAGAUCAAGAUCAGGCUUCUUGCUGCUCAUGCCUCCCUCAAAUGUUAUACAUAUGCAUUCUUGAGGAGACACCAUGUGGAGGUUCCAGAUGAGUAUCAAGCCUUGUUACCAUUAUUUUCUGAAAGCUCAAGUAAACUGGGGGAGUACUGGGUCCGACUCUUGAAAGACUACAGUUAUAUUUGCUUAUGCCUCACUCUAAAGAGAAAUUGGACUCCGUUACUUGAUGGAAUCCAAUCACCUAUGGUUUCAGCAAAGCUGCAGCCUUGUUUGGAAGAGGCCUGGCCAGUUAUUCUGCAGGCACUUGCACUGGAUGCAGUUCCUGCGAGAGUUGGUGAGGAUGGAUUAUCAACAAGUGGCUUAAUAUCGGGAUAUAGCAUGGUUAAACUAGACUCUCGAGAAUAUCAGUUUUUAUGGGGCUUUGCUAUGCUUGUCCUAUUUCAGGACAACCAUCCAGCACGUAGUAAGCAGAUAAUACCAUUAGGAGAAACUAAGGCAAAGUCUGGUGCAGACUCUGAAGAAUCUGGUCCUCCAAGCUUGAAGUUAUAUGAAAUUGUGUUACCAGUAUUCCAGUUCUUUUGUGCGCAAAGUUUUUUCUCAGUGGGAUUUCUUACUAUCAGUAUCUGUCAAGAAUUGCUGCAGGUUUUAUCAUAUUCUGUUUAUAUGGAGAACUCAUGGGAUAGCCUUGCAAUAUCCAUUUUAGCACAGAUUGUUCGGAACUGUCCUGAAGAUUUUCUUGAAACAGAGGAAUUUACUUAUUUGGCAAUGGAGCUUUGUUUUGGUUUCCUCUUCAAAAUUUUUCAGAGUUCUGAAGCAAGUUUCACAGAUGAUACAAACUGGGAGGAUUUGAUCUCUCCUUUGUUGCUUACUGCAAAGUCUCUAAUGAAGAAUUUUAAACUUAAGAUGCAGUUCAAGUCUGUGCCAUUAGCACUUCUGUUGAUUGGAUACAAGGGCAUUAGACAAGCUUCAACAGAGUCUUGCCUUUCAAAAGUAAUCGACUUUGCAAAGGGUGCCAAUGACAUAGUGAGGAAGCUUUUUUAUGAUACUCCUGAAAUUGCCAGUGAUGCUAAACUCUAUCUGAGAACUAUAUUUGGUACUUGGCUGGAUGUGAUUGUUGAUCUGACUGAAAACUGCAUUGAGGAUCUUCAUCUCUUUGAAACUAAGAGAGACAAUUCAAGCAAAGUAUCAUUAUUGAAGCUUGCAUUCUGCAUUGAACAAAAUGUUUCAUUGGCCAAGCUAGCUCAUGAACUUGAAUGUCAAGGAUAUGACAAAGAGUACAGCCCUCUCCAUUUUAGCGUAUUUAAGUAUUGCAGUAAAUGCAUCCAAGCUGUUCUUACCCAUUCAAAUAUACAGGUACAAGCAACUGGUUUGCAGGUACUCAAAAGCAUGGUGCAGAGAGGUACCAAUUUUGAAGACAAUUUCCUGAUAUUCUUUGUUGGAGAACUUCUUGGAGACGUUUUCACCAUAAUCAAGAGGAUAUUGAAGAAACCUAUAACUAGAGCAUCUGCAACUACAGCUUGUGAGUGCUUAGGAGUCUUAAUGCUUCUCCAGACACAAUCCAAGGCUAUUGAAGCUCAGAAAGGCUUUAUGAAUCUUUUCUUGGAAGCCAUUCUUAUGGUAUUCUCCAUAUCAGAAGAUGGUUCUUCUAAGGAAGUUAAUGACAUAAAAAGCACCGUUGUUAGGCUUGUGUCUCACUUGGUUCAAAUUCCUUCAUCAGCUGUUCAGUUCAAGGAUGUUCUGUUAUCAAUGCCUGUGCCACAAAGGCAGCUACUUCAGGGGUUCAUUCGUUCUUCUGUGACACAAGAUAAAGAUGCAAUACAGAUGAAGCCAAUGAACCCGCCACUAGACAUUAAAUUACCAGCACCAACAGAAGUAAGAGUUGAGAGAAACUCUGUAACAUCAUCCACCCCUAGAGAGAGAGAUGUACCACCAUCAACCAUCUCGAAUGAUUUCAAUACAGCCAGCACACAAGAAAGUGAAGAGGAUGAAGAUGAUUGGGACACCUUCCAGUCAUUUCCUGCCUCAACAAGUACAUCCAAUUUACAAGUGGAAAGUGUUGCAGAAGAGCCUGGCCUGGUUGAAAACACUUCUAAUUCCGAGCUUUCUGCUUUAAGUGAAGACUCUCAAGAGCAGCCCCAUUUUCAGCCUCUCAGUGUUGUACAAACUAGUAGUGCUGAGCAUCUAGAGGCUUGUGAAGGGCUGAUUGUAUCCAAUAGUGAUCAGGUCGAACAAAAUGAUUUUAGGACUGAAAUUGCCGAACCAUCUGAGGUUCAAAAUCAAGAUAGCGAAGAGAAAACAAUAUCAGGCUUGGAGCAGAAAGAGGAAGCAGCUUCAAUACAUCUUGAAGAUGCAGAAGGAUCGCCUAAGGAGCUUGGGACGGAGGAUCCUGAACCAAAAAGGGAUAGCCCGGAUUAUAAUCACGGAGUAUCAUCAAGUGAUGCUGAGGGACUGAUUGAAAUAAGUAAAGUUGAAGAUGAGUAUGGGAUACAGAGUCCCAACGACAAACUCGAUCUUCAAGAGUUACCGGAUUCUCUACCAGCUGACGGACUAUCUUGUAAUGAAAUUCCGGAGAGGAAAACCGAUGGUCAAUCCAAGGAAAGGCAGGUU
Messenger RNA from Carica papaya (papaya), 5455 nucleotides. The record is from RefSeq and is a predicted model, not a curated record. NCBI's taxonomy places the organism in Eukaryota, Viridiplantae, Streptophyta, Magnoliopsida, Brassicales, Caricaceae.